UCAAUGUAUACGAUUCUGAAUCGAGUUAUGCAUUAGUAUUAGAAUUUGCAGAUAACGGUACUCUAAGGAAUUAUUUACAGAAAAAUCCUGACCUCAGUUGGUCCAAAAAGUUUCGCCUCGCUCUACAGCUUGCUAAAGCUAUUAUGCACAUGCACUCUAAGAAUAUUGUCCAUAGAGAUCUUCACUCAAAUAAUAUACUAGUUCACAAAAAUAAUAUUAAGAUAGCUGACUUUGGGUUGUCUAGAUGUUUAACUGAUGCAUCAAAAACCAGUACAUGGCUUGCUGGUUAUUUGGCAUACAUUGAUCCUCAUAGCCUCAAGAAUUCUGAAAAGAAAUCACAGGAAAUAAAUAUGGAGUAUGAUAUAUAUAGCUUAGGUGUGCUUUUAUGGGAAAUAUCUAGUUUACGUCCUCCAUUUGAUGGAAAAGAUAGAAACGAUCUGUAUAUUCAGAUAUUAAAGGGUUGUAGAGAGACAACUAUUUUAGGAACCCCACCACAAUAUUCUGCUUUAUAUACUGAAUGCUGGCAGGAUGAUCCGAAAAAACGUCCUACCAUUGAUAAAGUUGUAUAUGAACUCGG
Racocetra persica is the source of this 577-nucleotide messenger RNA. The record is from the annotation of a GenBank genome assembly. NCBI's taxonomy places the organism in Eukaryota, Fungi, Glomeromycota, Glomeromycetes, Diversisporales, Gigasporaceae.